AUGGCGACCCCGGACAUCGAGCAGAUGAACAAGCUCCGCAAGAGUCUGGGUUUACCGUUGCUGAACGUAAGUGGACAACCUCCACCAACCUCUGAAGGACCAACAUUCAAAGACCAUUCUGCAAGCGACGACAGCGAUCAAGAACCCGCGUCGACCUUGGACACCCGCGAGGCCGCGGGGUAUGAGAACUACCAAAAGUUGCGGGAAGAAGAGAGAAGACGCGUCGAGCGGGAAAGACGUAAACAACAAAUUCAAAAGGCCCGAGAUGCCGCCGCCAGAAAUUCGAAGCUCGAAGGGAAAGGAUUAGGAGACGUUGAUGAUGGAGCUGAUCUGGACGCGAAGACCUGGUUGAAAACCCAGAAGAAGAGACAAGCACAGAUUGAGCGGGAACGGGCAGAACGCCUGGCUCGAGAGCUGGCAGAGCGGGAAAGAGAAGCCGGGCUGGAAUAUUCUGCCAAGGACCUCGCUGGUGUACAGGUUGCACAUGAGAUUGGCGAGUUCGAGGAUGGUGAUUCGGAACAAAUUCUGACACUGAAGGAUACCGAAAUUGCCGCCGGUGAUCAGAGCGACCAGGAGGACAUUCUGGAGAGUGCCGACCUUAUCGCCAAGGAAAAGCUCAAGGAAAAGCUCGUUCUGAAGAAGAAAAAGACAGCCUAUGACGUCAAUGAUGAUUCGGAGCAAGGCGUUUUGUCGCAGUAUGACGAGAAAAAGCGGAAGGCCUUUGCUCUGGACGGGCAGGGCGUGCUGCAGGACCGGGAUGCUAAGCGGCAGCAUAUUGGUGACGUCCUGAGGAAUACAGUCAGUCUCGACAUCUUGAAACCAGAACCGGUUUCAGACUAUAUGGAGAUCAAGAUGAAAAAAUCGAAGAAGUCGAAGAAGACGUCCAAGAGGCAGAGGAUUGCUGGUAUCGACGACGAUGAUAUUUUCCCUGCACAGAAUGACACUAACAACGGUGAUGCUAUGGAGCUUGAUUCGGACAGGCCGGCUCCUGCCAGAACUCGAAAUACUGAAGACCAUCUCAACGACGACGAUGAUUUGGCCAAUGCGCUUGCCAGAAACCGUGUAGCCGUUUUGAAAAAGCAGAAGCGGAAGCCGGAAGACAUCAUCAAGCAGCUCAAAGAGGAGGAGGAGAGAGACCAUGCCGAAGCUCAGGAAGAGGCGAAUGCGGGUCUGGUGCUUGAUGAUACCACCCUGUUUCUGGACAAUCUGUCCUCACGGCCGAGAGAGGAGGAAGUCGAACGGAGGAUCAAGAAGUCUGUUGAGCAGCCCGAUGGCCACAACCCAACCGAAGGCGAACACGAGGGAGAAGAUCAUCCUAUGGGUGAAGCAUACAGCGGGAUUGAGAACGAAGAGGAGCUCCUCGAUAGACUUAAGCGCGCACGAUCUACGCUCAGUCCGGACGUCCCACACACUGGACUCGAAGAGGAGAAGACGCUCGACCAAGGUGUGGGUGCAGCACUCAGCCUCCUUCGACAACGAGGAAUCCUCAAGGAUGGUGAUCCAACCGACAAAACGGAGCUGUACAAGGCUCGACAGACGUUCAUUAUCGAGCAGAGGUUGCAAGAGGCUGAGAAUGAGAGACUAGCGCGGAUGCAGCGUGAGCGUGAUAGGCAGUCGGGAAAACUGACGGGCAUGUCGAUGAAGGAGCGAGAGGAGCACGCUCGGUGGCAAAACACUCAACGUGAGCAUCACAGUUCGAUCCAAGCUGCUGCGGCCUUCAAUCGCGAGUACAAGCCCGACGUCCAGAUCAAAUACGUCGACGACGACGGCAGGAUGAUGAACCAGAAAGAGGCCUUCAAGCAUCUCAGUCACCAGUUCCAUGGUAAAGGAAGUGGCAAGUUGAAGACGGAGAAACAUCUCAAGAAGAUCGCGGAGGAGAAGAAGAGAGAGGCCGCCAGUAUACUGGAUAGUAGCCAGUUGACAGGCAUGAGCAGCGCCCAAGGGACUAUGGGCAAAAGGAACAAGCAGGCUGGAGUGCGAUUGGCUUGA
Capronia coronata CBS 617.96 is the source of this 1989-nucleotide messenger RNA. RefSeq lists its product as uncharacterized. Lineage: Eukaryota; Fungi; Ascomycota; Eurotiomycetes; Chaetothyriales; Herpotrichiellaceae. The coding region runs from base 1 to 1989 and encodes 662 amino acids. Gene Ontology annotation, cellular component: U4/U6 x U5 tri-snRNP complex. Gene Ontology annotation, biological process: mRNA cis splicing, via spliceosome; maturation of 5S rRNA. The transcript has a single exon. The record is from RefSeq and is a predicted model, not a curated record.